UAUGAGAUGAAACAGGAACAAGACUUUCUUAGAGUUCCUUCACUGUCGAUCAGAUUUGGAACAGAGAGGACAACGCAACUACCAAGUACCUAGAUUGAUAUCAUUUCUCUAUCCCGAAACAAACAAAAAAUGUCAUCAUCCUCUCACAGCAAAAAAGUGCCUCGUCAAGAGCGCUUUUCUGGAAGCGACAUGGACGACGGGCAUUUUUGCUCGGCUACAUCAGGUGCUUCAGCC
Amoebophrya sp. A25 is the source of this 234-nucleotide messenger RNA. Lineage: Eukaryota; Dinophyceae; Syndiniales; Amoebophryaceae. The record is from the annotation of a GenBank genome assembly.